AAAUCCAACUCUCCUAUAGAGAUAGUUUGAGGGACCUUAGGUAUGCAAUGACAUGCACUAUGCAAUGACACGUACUACGCGAUAUCAGAACCACACUCUGCUGAAAUUUUCUUCCUUCUACACUAUUGUCUCUCUAUUCUGACUUAGACAUUGAAAAAUUCUCCACCGGAAACUCUCUGGCAAAGAAACUUCUUGCAAGCUGUCCUCAGAGGAGACUAGCGUCUAACACCUCAACCAGCCUGCUCAACUCAUCUCCAGCCGAUCUUAGGAUCGUUCGAACUACACUCUGACCUUGGUUAAGAUUCGACGGCAAUAUAUUGAAUACUUAUACAUGACCAAGGAAACCAAAAAUUACCUUCUUAGCUAACUUUUUUUUUUAUAUGAGGUCCUGGAUUAUUAGAAUGGCAUCAUAGUAGAUCCUACUCAUGAUCUACGUGGACUAGAAGAUCCUGUAGCAAAGAUCCAUUUAGAUUGACCACAAUCGUGGUGUCCAUGAAAAAAAGUGGAAGAGUAUCAGAAUAAUAAAAAAAAUGGCUUGAUUAGCUUGAGUGAAAAAUAAUAAAAAGUAUUAUACCAAAACUCAUGAAGGAAACACGAAUUCUAGUCAUGCUAGCACUACAUGAAUCCUCAAUAUAUUUACUAGCUAGCUAAUGAUUAAAUAUAUGAAACACUAAGUGCUUUAAAAAAAAAAAACGCUGUAAAGUAAGAUAUCUCUUAUACAUCUAUGAUCUGGUCUAUCAACUCUUGUCAACUCACCAUUUUCUUAAUUUUUUUUUUUGGUGAAAACCAUUUUCUUAGUUCAGUCAGUCAACUCACCACUAAGAGCUAAUCCCCAGUUCAGUUCCGAGCCAGGUUUUCGAUCUACUUAUUUUUCAGACGAAGUAUGGCAUCUCUCGAGCGGCCCAACCGGCGGAUUUCAUUGGACGAGGAGUUCGAGAAAAUAAAGAAACUAACCGUUUAUACAUAAAGUCUCCGCCCCCCUUUCUAAAACUGGAAGCAACCGGACUUUUAAAAUCGUGCAGAAUGCAGAGGGAAAUCAAAGAGAUCCAAAUGCUUCUCAAUGAAUGCAUUACCACGUGGAGAGGGCCACAAUCCCUAUAAAAAUUUCCCCCCUUUCCCCAGUUUCCUGACCAACCCCAUCUCCGUCUCUUCUCCCAAAACUCCAUCAAAACACAGGCCAUAAAAAGAGAGGCUUUCUUCUCCAUCUAAAAAGAACUUUCUUUUCCUCUUCCUCACGCUAAAAGACUCGAGCAUAAAUCCCUCAAAUCACUCUAGCGCUCCAAGUUCACCUUCUUCCAUUGUAUCAAACAAAGACUUGGACGGAGAGAGGAGAGAUGGGCAGCAUGGAUGACUACCCUCGCAAACCAAUCCAACAGCAAAGCUCGACGAAAUCGAAGCUCAAGAUUCUGCUACUACUAGUAUUUACCAGCUUGUUCUCCAUCUACCUUUUCUCAGGCUCCUCCUUCAACGUCGACUGGUCAGCGCACACCCCCCGAAUCCACCUCUGGGACUCGGAAGCACUCCUCCGAGAGCUCAACUCCACCCAGUCCAGACUGUCCAUGAGCCAAGCCCAGGUUACCGAGCUUUACAGGCGGCUCGCCACCUCUAAUGCUCUCUUGGAGACCCUCCUCGCCGAGCUCGGCCGAGCCAACCGCAACAAUGCCCCACAAGAGGACUUGGAUGGAUGGCUGAAGGAGCUCACCGGGGAGCUCAAGCUCGCUGUGGGGCCUCACAAGCUCCCACUCGGCGAAUCGGCCAACAUCCGCUCCGACGAGCUCUACCCAACUCUCGGCACCGCUUGCCGCCGCUUCCAGGAUGAGCUCAUCCGGUACAUGAGCUACGAGGUCGGCGGCGAGUGCCCCUCCGACGACAACCUCGCCCAGCGAUUGUUGCUCAAAGGGUGCGAGCCCCUGCCACGUCGCCGUUGCCACCCCAAGUCCCCUGUCGGCUACGCCGAGCCCACCACCUUCCCCGCCAGCCUCUGGACAAUCCCGCCGGACACCAGCGUCGUCUGGGAUCCAUACACCUGCAAGAACUACGCCUGCCUGGUCCAUCGAAGGCACGUGAGAGGGUCCUUCGAUUGCAAGGACUGCUUCGACCUGGACGGGCGGGAGAAAGGCCGCUGGCUCCGAAGCUACGGGGAGCUCGACUACGCGAUCGACGAGAUCCUCGGAACCAAGUCGCCGGGCACGAUCCGCAUCGGCCUCGACAUCGGCGGGGGCACCGGCACGUUCGCGGCCAGGAUGAGGGAGCGCAACGUGACCAUCGUCACGAGCACCAUGAACUUCGACGGGCCCUUCAACAACUUCAUCGCCUCGAGGGGGCUCGUCCCGGUGCACAUCAGCAUCGCCCACCGGCUCCCCUUCUUCGACAACACGCUCGACAUGGUUCACUCCAUGCACGUCCUCAGCAACUGGAUCCCGGAUGUCGUGCUGGAGUUCGCGCUCUACGACAUCUACCGGGUGCUCAGGCCUGGUGGCCUCUUUUGGCUCGAUCACUUCUUCUGUCUCGGGACGCAGCUGAACACUACGUACGCUCCCAUGUUCGACCGGAUCGCGUUCAACAAGCUCAGGUGGAAUGCCGGCCGAAAGCUGGAUCGGGGGAUCGAGAAGAACGAGUGGUACCUCUCUGCACUACUGGAGAAACCCAUGACUUGACGGCCAAAUGCAAACAAUCAGAUAUGCAGGUAAUGGGGAAUGUUUCAGAGUGCUAGCAACAAUGAGAGCUGCCUGCUCGGCCUGCUCAAACCUCGCAGGCAGCGUAUCUUUGAUACAUGUCAUCCAAGGAAGGAUAUGGAUAUUGAGAAUUUGAAUUUGGUGUUGUUUAGGCCCUAUCAUGUUAUUGUUCAUUUCAUUCUUGUGCUAUAAGAAUAUAGAUCCAGUCAAGUACAGUAGCAACUGGCUCGAUACUAGAUUUGCAAUGUUUGUAACGAAGCUGUUUCUGACCUUGGUCCAGAAGAAAAAAAAAUAGAAAAGAGAAAACAAAUCAUUGUUC
Molecule: messenger RNA, 2994 nt
Organism: Phoenix dactylifera (date palm)
Lineage: Eukaryota; Viridiplantae; Streptophyta; Magnoliopsida; Arecales; Arecaceae
Product: putative methyltransferase At1g29790
Molecular function (GO): S-adenosylmethionine-dependent methyltransferase activity
Source: RefSeq, a predicted model, not a curated record